CCUUUCACAGUCAUUCUUUUAUCUCCUUUUACUUGAAAAUCAACUUUCAUUCUCAAGAUGCAGUUCACUAUCUCCGCACUCAUCAGCCUCGCUGCUCUGGCGACUGCUUUGCCCCCAGUUGGCCCCUCUGCCGGCGGCUUUGGCAACGCCAAUGGCGUUGACAACAAGGGAAACACCCAGAUUCGCUUCCCUGUCCCCGACGACUUGACCAUUAAGCAGGCUCAGGCCAAGUGCGGCGACCAGGCACAGCUCUCCUGCUGCAACCACGCUACCUAUGCCGGAGAUACUACCGAUGUGAGCAAGGGUCUCCUCGCUGGAACUCUCGGUCACUUGAUUGGCAGUGGCUCUGGCUCCGAAGGUCUUGGUCUCUUUGAUCAGUGCUCUCAGCUUGACGUCCAAGUCCCCAUCCUUCUCGGUCUCAUUGGUGUCCAAGAUCUCGUCAAGAAGAACUGCCAGCAGAACAUUGCCUGUUGCCAGAACUCCCCCUCCGGUGCAGGCGACGACUUGGUCGGCGCUGGACUUCCUUGCAUUGCUCUCGGAGCUCUGCUCUAGUUUUAACAUCUGGCAUUUUGUGAUCUCACUGUUAUCAUAGCCAACCAUUUGUUGCCUACCAUUCUUAGACAUCAUAUUUAAUUCAUCAUCGUGUUUUUCAUCCUAA
Messenger RNA from Penicillium brasilianum, 658 nucleotides. The record is from the annotation of a GenBank genome assembly. NCBI's taxonomy places the organism in Eukaryota, Fungi, Ascomycota, Eurotiomycetes, Eurotiales, Aspergillaceae.